This is a messenger RNA of Scedosporium apiospermum, 426 nucleotides long. RefSeq lists its product as uncharacterized. The transcript has 3 exons. Bases 1 to 426 code for a protein of 141 amino acids. NCBI's taxonomy places the organism in Eukaryota, Fungi, Ascomycota, Sordariomycetes, Microascales, Microascaceae. The record is from RefSeq and is a predicted model, not a curated record.
AUGGUCCCGUCUACACUGCUUUCUCCCUUUUCCGCCUUCCCCUUCCUCGCCGUAAGUGACGAUCUCUACUGCUCCUUUGUUAAACCCCCGAUGUCGUCCCUAGCAGAAGCCGACGUGAAAACUGGUCCGCAGCGAUAUGCCGAGCUGGCCGAUUAUAGGCAAAGGUCAAUCGCGGACAAGCGCCGACAAAUCGGCGGCACGGCCGUCUGGGAAAUCGUAGACGAAAAGGACCAUAGCUCCGCGGUGUACCUCCGCUUGAAGGAGCCGGCACCCAGAGAUUCCUUCUUCCAAACUCGGCCGAAACGUCUAGUUCCGGAGCUCGGCGGCCCCGAAUCGCCGGAGCAGCCGGCUCACACUGCUACUUUCAUUUUUACGGCUCGGCUCGUACGAGUCUACAAGAUGCACAUUCUGGCCUACACCCUCUAA